This is a messenger RNA of Telopea speciosissima, 1643 nucleotides long. Its product is annotated as glucan endo-1,3-beta-glucosidase. Gene Ontology annotation, molecular function: hydrolase activity, hydrolyzing O-glycosyl compounds. The record is from RefSeq and is a predicted model, not a curated record. Gene Ontology annotation, cellular component: plasma membrane. Gene Ontology annotation, biological process: carbohydrate metabolic process. The coding region runs from base 191 to 1573 and encodes 460 amino acids. NCBI's taxonomy places the organism in Eukaryota, Viridiplantae, Streptophyta, Magnoliopsida, Proteales, Proteaceae. The transcript has 4 exons.
GUAUGGUACAACUUUAAAAGCUGUCUUCGAUUCUUGUGAAUAGAGAAAAGGGCACAAAAUCGAAAGAGAUUCAAAGUGAAAAAGCUAAACACUGGGAUCGGAAGAAAGGCAUCUCCCUGAGGUCCUCCUCUUCUUCUUAAUCAAUGGCCAUCAUCAAGCCAUUCACGAAUCUCUCCUCUCCGCAAGAGCCAUGGAGAAAACCGUUGGUGCAACUGCUUCAGCCGUCAGCGGUCUCUUGUUCCUCCUCACAAUUAAUCUCGUCAACGGAGUGCAAGGAAGCAUCGGUGUCAGUUAUGGAACAGUUGCAAACAACCUUCCGGCACCGGCAGAGGUCGCAAGUUUCCUCAUACAUGACACAGUGAUCAACCGAGUGAGACUCUUCGAUGCCAAUCCGGCAAUCUUGCAAGCCUUCGCUCACACCGGCAUAGCCAUCACCGUCACGGUUCCUAACGAACAGAUACCUGACCUAACCAAGCUCAUCUCUGCUCGGCAAUGGCUGGGAAAAAACGUCCUCCCUUACAUCCCGGCUUCCAACAUCAUCCGCAUUCUCGUCGGCAACGAAAUCCUAUCAACGGCGAACAAACUAUUCAUCGCGAGUCUAUUGUCGUCGAUGGAGAAUCUACACACAGCUCUUGUCGAGGAGUCUCUCAACCAUCGGAUCCAGGUCUCGACCCCACACUCCCUAGGCAUCCUCUCAACAUCCAGCCCUCCAUCAACGGGGAAAUUCCGGAGAGGGUACGACACCGUUGUACUCAAGCCAAUGCUUAGCUUCUUAAACGCUACGGGUGCGCCUUUCAUGGUAAAUCCUUAUCCUUUCUUUGGCUGCUCUGCGGACACGCUUGACUACGCCUUGUUUCGGCCAAACGCUGGUGUGUUUGACGAGGACACCAAGCUUACGUACACGAACAUGUUAGAUGCACAGUUAGAUGCUAUUUUCUCGGCGAUGAAGCUACUUGGGUUUGGAGAUGUUGAGAUUGUGAUAGCCGAAACUGGGUGGCCGUCGAUGGGGGAUCCAGCGCAAAUUGGUGUUGACGCGGAAAGUGCAGCGGAGUAUAAUGGGAACCUGAUCCGGCACGUGAACUCUGGAAUCGGAACGCCUCUGAUGCCCAACCGGACGUUUGAGACAUACAUCUUUGCUCUCUUCAAUGAAAAUCUGAAACCGGGCCCCAUAAGUGAGAGGAACUUUGGGCUUUUCCAGCCAGAUAUGACACCUGUCUAUGACGCUGGAAUCCUGAGACAUAAGAAUUGGGCAUCAAUUCCCAUAAAUCCAAGCCCAGUGGUAACUCCCGUGAGCCCAAUGCCAUCUACAGGAAAGCAAUGGUGCGUCCCAAAAUCCGGUGUUGACCCAACUAUUCUUCAGAAUAACAUUGACUAUGUAUGUGGGCUUGGUAUUGAUUGCCGGCCCAUCCAAGCUGGAGGUGACUGCUUCUUGCCCAACACAGUUAGGGCCCAUGCUGCUUAUGCCAUGAAUGCCUAUUUUGAAGCUGUGGGUCGCUAUGCUUAUGAUUGUGACUUUGCACAUACUGGAGCCAUCACUACUGUUGAUCCAAGUUAUGGAGGCUGCAUUUAUUGAUCGUGAUGCUUCUCAGAGUGCAAAACAUUAGAUCAGAGAAAUCUUUUGGAUUUGUAGUUACACAAUAGAU